Strongylocentrotus purpuratus (purple sea urchin) is the source of this 3665-nucleotide messenger RNA. RefSeq names its product solute carrier family 28 member 3. The transcript has 12 exons. Gene Ontology annotation, biological process: nucleoside transmembrane transport. The record is from RefSeq and is a predicted model, not a curated record. Gene Ontology annotation, molecular function: nucleoside:sodium symporter activity. Gene Ontology annotation, cellular component: membrane. NCBI's taxonomy places the organism in Eukaryota, Metazoa, Echinodermata, Echinoidea, Camarodonta, Strongylocentrotidae. The coding region runs from base 161 to 2050 and encodes 629 amino acids.
CGUUGUUGAUUGCUUUGAAGUUUUGGACAGAUUCUGACAGGAAAUGUCAAAAAGUGGCAGUUCACUCACUCUUUGUAGACCUGACUGACUACCGCUAGCUCUCAUCUUCUGAGCAGUUUCCAUUUCAUACUUUUAAGAGAAUUCUGCGAAGGAUUAAAUCAUGGUAAAAGCGGACGACGGUUCAACCAAUACUCAAACCUUCGACAACGAAGGCUUCGACGCUCUCGACGUCGGCACAAUGAAGGAAAACGGAGGCGCUUUCAACGGCAUCUCGGCCAAGGAACCGGAAUCAAAGGAAGUCGAAGACGUGAUCGAACCGGAGACGAAGAAGAGCAAACUGGACCUCGACAUAGAAGAUGGCAAGUCAAAUGACCAUGAAGAGAAUGUAAAUUUUCAGAUGACAUUGUGGAAGCAUAUUUACCGGGUCACCGAUAAGGUCUCUCUCGAACUCACAAAGAACAAAACCGUCAUCGUCAACGUCAUCAAAACGGUCUUUCUGCUUCUCUUCGCCGCCUACCUCAUCUACGCGUGCAUCUACGACUUCGAAGAGGCUUUCGUCGUUCUCAUCUUUACCUCACUCGCGGCCUUGGGCGCCACGUACGCCCUCGUCAGGAAUACGAAGGGUGACGUCAUCUUCGAGAAAUGCCUCUACCCUAUGUGGCAGAUGGCAGUCCGAGGAGUAGAGAAGACAAAGUGGAUUCUGGCGGUCCUAGCAGUUGUAGGGUUCGGCGUCAUCCUCUUCUUCUUAACACGGGAAAAUCCCAUCCAACUGGUGUCUUUCGGCGGUCUCGUCAUCUUCACUGUCCUCCUGUAUGUCUUCUCCAAGUAUCCAGAGAAGGUAAAAUGGAGGCCUGUGAUUUGGGGCCUGGUCCUGCAAUUCAUCUUUGGGAUCCUGAUCCUGCGGACCUACCCCGGCUACGUACUCUUCCAGUGGAUCGGUAACGUGGUCCAGGCCUUCCUUGGCUUCUCAAGGGCCGGCUCCUUAUUCCUCUUCGGAGAGAAUUACAACGAACAUUAUUUUGCUUUUGCUGUUCUACCGAUCAUCAUCUACUUCAGCAGUGCCAUCUCGAUCCUCUACUACAUCGGCGCCAUGCAGUUCGUGAUCAGGAAGCUGGCAUGGGUGAUGCAGCGAACGAUGAAGACCUCCGCCUCGGAGUCGCUCAACGCCGCUGGUAACAUCUUCAUCGGACAGACCGAAGCACCAUUGCUCAUUCGGCCGUUCUUGAAAGACAUGACGCGGUCAGAAAUACACGCGGUCAUGACCGGAGGCUUCGCGACCAUCGCCGGUAGCGUACUGGGUGCGUACGUACUGAGCGGUAUAAGCGCGGCUCAUCUGGUCUCCGCCUCGGUCAUGUCCGCGCCUGCAGCUCUGGCGGUGUCAAAGCUCUUCUAUCCGGAGACUGAAAAAUCCAAGACGGCGAAUUCAGACAACUUGGUCAUUGAGAAAGGGACCGAGAGAAACUUUAUAGAAGCCGCGGCAUCCGGGGCAUCUACUGCUAUUCCUCUAGUACUCAACAUUGCUGCCAACCUCGUCGCCUUCAUCUCCCUUCUCGCUCUGGUCAAUGCACUUCUCAGCUAUUUCGGAGGUUUAGUGGGAUAUCCUGAACUUACCUUUGAAUUGAUCUGCUCAUACGUCUUCAUGCCAGUUGCUUUCAUCAUGGGUGUCGAGUGGGCCGACUGCCGGCUCGUCGCCGAACUCAUCGGCAUCAAGACGUUCGUCAACGAGUUCGUUGCUUACGAUAAACUUGCUACGUUUAUUGACAACAGGGAGACCGGUGCCGGACCAACGCUAUCGGAACGGUCUGAGGUCAUCGCAACAUACGCCCUCUGCGGUUUCGCCAACAUUUCAUCAAUAGGUGUUCAGCUGGGAGGGUUAGCGCCCCUAGCACCCAGCAGGAAACCCGACCUAGCAGCCGUGGUAAUCAGGGCAUUAAUAGCAGGGACAACUGCCUGCUUCAUGACAGCUUGUAUAGCAGGAAUAUUGUUUGUACCAGAAGAGGUUGUAUCAGGGAACGUCACUACUCCCAUCCCCAUGACAACCAUCUACUAGCCAAUGAAAAUUCAAGUCCACUUCCGUUUGGCGCCAAAUAGUACCUCAUGAACUUUGACCCUUUGUGUACUUUGAAGUGAAGUUAAGUGUUAAGUGUACUGCUCUAAUACUAGUAUUUUUAAGUACUAUAUAUUACUUCCAAGUACUCGUGUAGAUAUAAAAUGUGAAUACAUAUAACGAAAUGUGGUAUCAUAAUGAUGAUCCUGUGUUUCUGCCAAGUGUAUGAGGAAGUACAGAGAGAGAGAGGGAGAGAGAGAGAGAGAGAGAGAGAGAGAGAGAAAAGAAAAGAGGAGUAUUAAUAAUAAUGCUAAUACUAAUGUUUUGCAUUAUAAUGUUAUACAUAAUAGCGUUGGGUUGAGGAAAAUUUAGAGUAAUUAUUAAAAAACGACAAACAUCAUUCUUAUCCACCUAACUGCCUUAAAGGAAGUGCGCAAUAUUGCAACUCACUGCCUGUCCGCCUACACAAAAUUGUCACUGCCAAAAUAUAUGUAGGACCGGAGCUAUCUAUACACAGAGUUGGAUACAAUAUGACGACUACUGCUUUGUUGGGCAAGCACAAAAUAACAGAAUAUACGCUAUGUUGUGACCCAGUGAAACCAAGUUGGCCAAACUCUGUGUACAGAUAGCUCUGUGUAGGACUGUAUUUAUGAAGAGAUGCAAUCAUCAUGUUUUACAAACGAAAUGUGUUCCAAGCAACAACAACCAAAUAUAUAUAUAUUAUAUUAUAAAGACUUUGUGCAUAAGUGGUGAUAUUGAUUCAUUGGAACUAGAUGUUUGAUGAUCAUGGUUUAUACUUUAUAAUCCUGCGAGCUUCCAUCUGUAAUCAGAGAAUGUCAUUUGCAGAUCGUUAUUUAUUAUAAGAAGACAUCUUUUUUCCCCUUCAUCUUUUACUAUUACAUUCCAAAUUUUGUAAGUUUUUUUUUAAAAAUUACCAUUCGCAAGGUUUCGUGCCCUGGAGAAUGUAAACAAAAAAGUAAUACAUUUUGUUGCCCUCAGUUUAUAAAUAAAAUGCGCAAAUGGAGAUUCGGGGGAGGGGGCUAUGGGCCGUUUCUUUUGAGAAAGAAAAACACAACAAGUUUUUUUUUUAAGGGUUUAUAAUCGUUGUUUUGUUGGGGGAUCCCAUUUUGGUCAAUUAAGAGGUCCGACAUCAGUCCCAAAUUCGUUUUGUAGGUAAGCAAUUUUCGGGCAUUUCUCUUUACUCCCGUUCUUCUUUUUUGUUGUUAACGAUCUAUAUUAUUGUUUAUGAACUACGUUUUGUUCUCUCUUGCAAAUUUUUGAGUUUCUUUGAAUCAAAAUCAUGUCGAAAGUGAGACUGUGGUUAAUAGAACAUUGCAACACAAUUUGGAGGAAAACAAUACCAAAGAAUACCCGAUGUUUAUCUCAGUAACCAUAGUUACUGAGAUAAACACUGGGCAAAUGCAAAUAGAUCAUGGGAUAAUCGAACCAAACUGCUUGCUUUGAGUAGAGGAGUUUCUAAUUUGUAUUUUCUAAAUUUAUGAGGAAUAAGCAACCAUAAUAAAUUAGAUGAACAAGGUUUGUGCAACGCAAUGGCAAUUUAUGUUUGUAUAAUGUGAUAUUUUAAACAAUUAAAUGAUGGAAUAUAUUCUGUAAAAAA